Molecule: messenger RNA, 2466 nt
Organism: Bombus huntii
Lineage: Eukaryota; Metazoa; Arthropoda; Insecta; Hymenoptera; Apidae
Product: caspase-1-like
Exons: 4
Coding region: 711-1610 (299 amino acids)
Biological process (GO): apoptotic process; proteolysis
Cellular component (GO): cytoplasm
Source: RefSeq, a predicted model, not a curated record
UAUAAAUUCUUUCCAUGAGUAUUAUUAUAAAUAUAAUAUCAGCAUCAACAGAUAUCAAUUUUCAAAAUUGAAUCGAGUAAAUAUUGUUCUAUUUUUACUAUAUUUAUUACAACGUUUCUUUUUAUAGAGUAUAGUAUUUUUCUAUGUAGUGUAUAUGAAAAAAUACAUUAAACAUAAUGAUUUUUAGACGUUAUAUUUAACCUUCAAAUCUCUUACCAUGAUGACACUUGCUUUUGCUUCAAAAUGUUUUUAUCACUGUCAUAUAAACAGGUCUGACCGUGGUCCGGACAUUCGCUAGGGAAAGCCAUCUGUCUGUUGAGUCGAAAAAUGUUAAGAUGGCGAGGAAAAAUAGCUCUCCUUUUGCAAAGCAACACAGAUGAGUGGAGUGUCGCUGUCUCUGCCUGAGGUAAUAUAGUACCUAUAUGUAUAUAUAAAUAUAUAUACAUGUAUAUUUUACGCAUGCGCAGAACAAGACCUUUUCUUGUCCUCCAUCUUGAUUUUCUUCAACUCAGGAAACGGACGGUUUCAUCAGUGUGGUUUCGGUAUAAGAAUUUUCAGAUCUGUAUCUGUAGUUUCUAUGUUUGUUUGUAGUAGUGUGUAGUAACUAACAGUAUAUGAGUCACGACGCGCGCUAUAGCGCGCCAUUAUACUCUCUAUUCUUCUAUAAACUGCAUUAUUCGCUGUGGGAACUAUUUUCAAAGUAAAAAACGAUGUACUCAACAGAAAGUGAUAGUAUAAACAAUAGUAACAAAUACAGUGAUGAUGUCGCAGAUGCGUUGGUAUUUUCGGGAAACAGCGUCAGUCCUCUCAAGGGCCCUUUAUUACAAACGGCACCCACAGACCGCUAUGCCCUAUAUUACAACAUGAAUCAUGCAAAACGUGGAUUAGCUAUUAUUUUUAACCAUGAAUUUUUCACUAUUACACAUCUCAAACCAAGAUGUGGAACAAAUGUUGAUUGUGAAAAUCUUGUCAAUACAUUUAAAGAUCUUGGUUUUGAAGUAAAUGAUUUUCAUAAUUACACACAUAGAGAUAUAAUGAAAAAUUUAGAAAGAGUUGCUGACAUGGACCAUUCUGAACAUGAUUGCCUAGUUGUAGCUAUAUUAAGCCAUGGAGAUUUAGGAAUACUUUAUGCUCAUGAUACUUCUUAUAAGCCUGACUCCAUUUGGUCUCUCUUUACAUCUGAUAGAUGCCCUACGCUUGCUGGCAAACCAAAACUAUUUUUUAUACAAGCUUGUCAAGGGGAUAAAUUAGAUGCUGGUACAACAUUAAAAGAACGUACAGAAACUGAUGGUGAAUCAGUUACAACAUUCCGUAUACCAUGUCACGCAGAUUUUUUAAUUGCAUACUCCACAAUACCAGGUUAUUAUUCUUGGAGAAAUACUACUCGCGGCUCGUGGUUCAUGCAAGCGUUGUGCCUAGAACUACGAAAAAAUGGUACUCGCCAUGACUUGUUACAUUUGCUCACAUUUGUUUCUCUGCGAAUUGCUGUUGAUUUUGAAUCCAAUACUCCAGAUAAUAUCACAAUGCAUCAACAAAAACAAAUUCCGUGCAUUACGUCGAUGUUAACUCGUCUAGUAAUGUUUACACCUCCUAAAAAUAACAUUGUAUAGUCGUUUUAUGCACGAAAGAUUUAUGAUAUAUGAUAUGCUAUAAAGUACAUAUAUAUAUAUGUAUUUUUUUAAUUACAAAUAAUGAUACCUUUCCAAGUAAGUGGGUAUCGCAUAUUUACAUAUUUUACAUUUUACAUCUCAUUCUUUUAACAUUGUUCUCUGUUGUUAGUUUGGAAUGUGUAUCUAUUAUGGGCUCUACAGUCCACAAGGUAUAAAAAGUUAACUUUGCCUGGUCAAUGUCAGCAUUAUAUACCGCUAUUUGACAAAGUUCAGGGAAAAUUGAUAGCAAUUUUGCUCAUAUUACAGUGGGUCUUCAAGAUUUUCCCCGAACUUCGUCGACGAGCAGUGUCUAAUGUUGACAAUAGCCGGUCAAGGUCGACUCCACAUUCUGUACUCUUUACUUCUUCUAUUUCCUGCUACUCUCAGUUUCAUUGUACUCAUUUUUUUCUUUCCUCCUCCUUUUUGAAAGAUUAAUCCCUUGCCAUACCAUUUAACUCGGAAGAAUUCGGGCCCAAACGUUGCGCCCGUAUGGUAGGGAAAGGAGUCGAAGCGACGGAGACAGAGUGUCGGAACUUGCAACAUGAUAUCGUGCAACUGAAUGCAUUAGAUAGUCGCGCCCGUGUUUAGAAAAAACACACCAUUCGAGACAUUCAUACUUGACCGGAGAUUAAGACCACGAGCCUGACUCGUGAUAUUCAGGUUUAAUUCAAAAUUUUCAUCGCGAUUCAGACUCGUCAAAGGCAAAAUGGCAAGGAAUGGCAAGGCAUUUUCAUUUCUUCCAUGUUUGAUUCUAUUUUUUUUUUUUUUUUUUUUUUUUUUUUUUUUUUUUUUUUUUUUUUUUUUUUUUUUUUUUUUU